Molecule: messenger RNA, 6782 nt
Organism: Zootoca vivipara (common lizard)
Lineage: Eukaryota; Metazoa; Chordata; Lepidosauria; Squamata; Lacertidae
Source: RefSeq, a predicted model, not a curated record
ACACACACUCUUGAUCUGUCAUGGCCUCAGCCCCACCAUCCAUAGAUGUGGACCAGGAAGCCUUGUGCCCCAUCUGCCAAGACUACCUGACAGAACCAGUGACACUGGACUGCGGCCACAACUACUGUCAGGGCUGCGUCACCAAGUAUUGUGACACAUGGGAACCAAUGCAGGUGGGGGACUUGGAGUGUCCCGUCUGCAGAGUUCGGAUCCAGAAAGGGAAUUUCCGUCGCAAUUUCCAGCUGGCAAACAUAGUGGGAACAAUUAAACUCCUGUCACUAAAUAAAAGGUUGGAGGAUCUUUGUAAGACACACAAGGAAAAACUCCACCUCUUCUGCAAAGAAGAUGGAGAAUUGGUGUGUUGGUAUUGUAAGCAAUCCCCAGAACAUAAAUCACACACUGUGGUUCUCAAGGAAGAGGCUGCCCAGGAAUACAAGACACUCAUUUGUGGUCACCUGGAGCAUCUGAGGAAAGAGAGAGAGGACAUUCAGGCUUAUAAAUCAACCAUAGGAAAGGAAAGUGUCAACCUGCUUAAAUUAACAGAAACUGAGAGGCAGAAAACAGUGGAGAAGUUCAGACAACUGCACCAGUUUCUGAAAGAACGAGAAAAGUUUAUGCUGAAUGAGAUAGAAGAGAUGGAGAAGGAGAUCACAAGGAGAAGGGAUGAGCACCUGGCCAUACUCUUCAGGAAACUCUCCUCUCUUGAAAGGAGCAUCCAGGAGAUGGAGGAGAAGAGUCAGCAGCCAGCAAGUGAACUCUUGCAGGAUGUGAGAAGCACCUUGCAGAGGUGUCAACAAACGGAGAAGUUUAGGAAUCCAGUUGCUUUCCCACCAAAGUUGAAGAGGAGGAUUUCAAAAUUCCCCUAUGAAAAUCCCAUUCUAUAUGUUGAGAUGAAGGAAAUCAAAGAUGUUCUGUCAUUUGGCCAGCCUCAGAAAGCAAAUGUCACUCUGGAUCCAGACACGGCCCAUCCCUGCCUCAUCCUGUCGGAGGAUCGGAAAAGCGUGAGAUGGGGACACAAACCUCAAGUCCUCAACAAUCCUGAGAGAUUCAACAACUGGCCUUGUGUGUUGGGACGUGAGGGAUUCACAACUGGCAGGCAUUUCUGGGAGGUUGAUGUGGAAAGUGAGGAAGGGUGGGCUGUGGGGGUUGCCAGGAAGUCUGUGGAAAGAAAGGGCUUCUUCUUACGCCCUGAGGAAGGAAUCUGGGCUGUGGGGAUGGUGGAUGGUGAGUACUGGGCCUACACCUCCCCUGAUUCCUCUCCUCUGUCCCUGAGGGAGAAGCCCAAGAUGAUCCGGGUGACUCUGGACUAUGAAAGGGGACAUCUGUUUUUUAAUGAUGCUGACUCAGGAACCGAACUCUACACGUUCUCAGGAGCCUCAUUCUCCGGAGAGACCCUCGUCCCUUUCUUUCGUCUGUGGGGAAAUAACCCCCACCUCAGGAUCUUCUGAGGAAAUCUCUCUCACAAGCCCAGUUGGAGUUUCUCUUUGCACCAGAAUGACUGAGAUGUAAACAUUUGCCAAUCCCUUCCUACUUUUGCAACUAAAUCUCAUUGCCUUGUGGACCCCAGGCAGGAAGGAAAUGCAAAGAAUAUUUCCGAGGCACCAACUUAACCCCUCCUGUGCAAAUUUAAACUCAUCGUCUCUACACUUACUCAGACAUAAGUAUCUCUGAAUUCAGUGAUGCCUCUGGCUCAUUGUUUUUGGGAUUGCUUCAUAAAUCUUUUGUAUUAACAGUUGGAUUCUCUGUAUCUGGGGUAGUCAAUAUGGUAUUUCCUGGAUGAUUUUGGACUACAACUCCCAUCAUCCCCAUCCAGCAUGGUCAGGAGUCAGAGAUGAUGGGAGUUGUAGUCCAGCAACUUGGCUAUCUGUGCCCUAUAUAAAUCACAUGGAGACUUCUUCACUUCUUUUUCUUCACUUCACUUUUAAUUUGUUUACCGCCUUUCUAUUUUACUAUACUCAAGGAGGUUUACAAGCUGAAGAGACAACAAAGAAUAUAUACCUUAUAACAAUCCAAUCUGAUACAAAAAUGUGAUAAUAAAACAUAACUUUAAAAUAAGUAACUUAUGUCUAAUAAAAUAACAUUCAACAAUCCAUUAAAAUAGUAUAGAAUAUUAAAUAUCAGCGUAUAAAUAUUGAACAAAUCCACUUCAAAUUUGUGAGGUAUAUCCAGUCAAAAAAAGAAAGAAAUACUGUAGUAUUAAAGAAAAGCUCCCAAACCUCCAUUGCAGGCUGUUGAAGAGCCCCACAACUCUUUGCGGGUGUGUACUGUGACAUGUCAUUAAUGCAACAAUAGUGCCUUAGUCAUGGAUUGAUGCUAGAAUAUCCACCCAUUCACUGUUCUUCAGUAGCUAUUCUGCAAUACUUCCAGAUUGUUACCCCAUUUUUGCCUUUUGGAAGGGCGCUCUUGGGCUGCAAUGAAAGAGAAAACCCCAACAGAACAUUUCUGGCAUGAAAAUUUAUCUGAUUUCAAAACACUCCCUAUGGGGUAGGAUAUCUGUUAUUAAAAUGAAAGUGCUACCUGUUGGUAUUAAAGGGUUAAGUUACACUAGUCGCUCUAAACACUGAGCAGCUGAACCUAAUUAAGCAUCCGGGAAUGUAAGACAGCCUGUAUAAAUAGUCAGUUCCUUGAUGUGUUCUUUCUCUUAGGAGCGUUUUUAUCUCAGUAGUGUUAUCUCUUAGUUUUGGUUGCUGUGUGUAGGAGUGAUGCCUCAAGUUUGUGCACUGAGGCACAGUUUUGUUUAAGUUUUUACUUGGCCAGAGAUGAAGAAUGUCUGCCUUAUCUCCUGGCCACGUUUUGUAAAUAAAGCCUUUUGAGUUUGCAACCUGCUCCAGAGUUCCUGAAUUAACUCUUGCUGACUCACCUUACUCUUUGCCGUUGUGCUAAAAAGCUCUGCUGAAAGGGAAGAUUUACGUCUGGAAGCGCGACUGGACUGGUAACUUUGUUUACUUAAACACAAGCUAAUUAAAGCUUAUGGACAGGUUAUGGUCAGUGCGUGAAAAGAGAUAAGGUUUGAAGUCCAGAGUGAUUUAUGAAAGGACUGGAGCGAAGCCAAGAAGAGGCUGCCAGCAAAGGGGAAAGCAGAAAAAAGCAGCCAAAAGAAAGCAGCUUGAGUCCUGCAAUGUGCUGAAAGUUUUAAAGAGGCACUGCGCAGUUUUGAACUUGCUGGAAGACGCCUGCAGGAGCCACCUCAUUAGCUGGGAAGCAAGCAAGCAGUCUACAAGUGUGUGAGUAUUUUUUCCUAAACCCCAGGGAGGAUGGCACAGCCCCAGGAAAGUUUUAUAGUCCCCUUUGCAAGGCUGAAUGGGAAAAAUUGGCAGGACUGGAAGGCCAGGGUGAGGGUCUGGCUGCAAGCUAAAGAGUUAUGGGACUGUACACAGGCAUCUCCUGUGGAGGCUGCAGAAGACGCUUCAGCAGCAGACAGGGCUAUAGCUGCAGCUGCAAAGAGACGUGAUCGUAAAGCACAAGGUCUUUUAACGUUAGCGGUGGGCGAGGAACAAAUGCCUUAUGUAGCUGAGUUACAGUCCACGCAUGAGGUCUGGACGACCCUGGAACGGUUAAAUUCCAGAAACACUGCUGGGGCCAGGAUCCAUGCCACGAGGACUCUGUUUGAGUUACGUCUGCAGCCGGGAGCAUGUGUGAAAGAGCACAUUGCCAAGAUGGUCUCUGUCUUUAACCAAUUAAGACAACUGAACAUUCCUUUUACACAGGAGCAGCAGUCAUAUAUUUUGUUGUCCUCUCUUGAUAAAAGUUACCAGACUCUUGCUCUGACUCUGGAAUGCAUGAAAGCCAGUGACUUAACGCUGGAAUAUAUUUCAUCUAGACUUGCAGAUGAACAGGAUAAGAGACAAAGAGAAAAAGGCUUGUCUGAAAGGGGAGGCUGUGCUGUGCCCAGGAGUGGGGGUGCAGAGCCUGAGAACACAGUGAAUGCCUUUGCAGUUAGACGCUGCUACCGCUGUGGUUCUCCCUCCCACUUAAUUAGGAAUUGUCCACGUGAUGCAGGCCAGGACAACUUCAAAGCCAUUGCCCCAAGUUACCAGAUAAGGAGUUCCAGAGGACGGCGGAGACGAGGAGGAGGGCGUGGCCAAGCCCACAGCUCACAGCACAUGGCUUCAGCUAUGGCUUUAAGGGGAGCUCGUGACUGCAAGAGUGAUCAACGGUGGAUUAUUGACAGUGGUGCAUCCCAUCACCUGGUGGCGCCAUCUAGUGUUCGUUUGAAAAAUUGCAGGCAACUUCAAACUCCAAAAAUUGUCAAGAUGGCUGAUUCAUCCACACGUUCUUUAGGAUCCGUAGGCACAGUGUUCCUGAGCUGUUUGAACACAGAAAUUGAUGCCUAUGUGCUAGAGGGGAUGAAAGGGUGUAUUUUGUCUGUAUCAACACUUGACAGAGAUGGGUUUAAAACUGUGUUUGAAAGUGGGUUUUGCACUAUUUCCAAGGAUGGUGUGUCUCUUUUACAGGUGGAGUGCAAGAAUGGACUAUACAGCUUUGAGACUAAUUCUGAUGCAGUUGAACAGGUCCAAGCUGGCUGUAUAAACUCUCCCACUCAUGAUUAUUGCGUUCAUUUUUGGCACAGGCGUCUCGGACACAUUAACUUCCAAUACGUUAAGAGACAGCCUGAAUUAUCUGAAGGGUGUAAGCUAAACAAAUGUACAAAGUUUUUGGAUUGCACUGCUUGUAAAAGUUCGAAAAUUCACAGGUGCAGCUAUCCCAGGUCAGAUAGGAAAUCUGACAAAGCGUUUCAGCUUGUGCAUAUGGACCUAUGUGGUCCGAUGCCUACCGCUAGCUUCGGAGGUUCGAGAUUUGCGCUUUGUCUCUCAGAUGACAAGACAAAGGUCACAUGGUGUUUUCCAAUUAAGACAAAAGGGGAUGCUGCUGAAACAGUUAAAAAUUGGGUUCAAGCAGUAGAACUUGAAUUUGGUACUAGAGUCCUUGCUUUUCAGUCGGACCGCGGUACGGAAUUCACCGGGUCUGUGCUGCAAAAUUUCUUUAAGAAAAAGGGUAUUAAGCAUCGUCUGUCCACGCCUUACUCACCCCAAGAAGGGGGCGUAGCCGAACGCAAAAACAGAGUUUUGCAAGAGUUGGCAAACUCUAUGCUGUACGAUGCGCAGCUACCUCAGAGUUAUUGGGCGGAAGCUUGGACGACGGCCACUCAUGUUUUGAACCGCGUUUAUAAUUCUGUUAUAGACACCACGCCAUAUUUUGCUUUAUAUGGCAAGAAACCCAAAGUGAAUUACUUUAGGGUGUUUGGAUCUCCAGCCUAUGUUCUCAUUCCAAAAGCGUUAAGGAGAAAGGGAGGUCCAAGAGCAAAGAAACUCAUUUUCUGUGGGUACGAACCGUGCUCUAAAGCUUGGAGGUUCGUGAAUCCAGAUGGGGAUACUACAAAAGUGGUCAUCAGCAGGAGCGCUGAAUUUUGUGAGCAGUCCGGUUGGACUCGCUUGCAUGGUAACCCCGAUAUUUUGAGGGAUGAUUUAGGAAUUCACACUGGAGAGGAAAAUCCAGAGGGUGGUGAACCAGAACAGGAUGAUGGUGCACAGGGUUCAGAUGUAGACUCUGACCAUGCACAAGGAACAUCUCCUAAGGCAGAGAAGCCUGAGUCUAGGAGUGCUCCGACAUCACCCACAGGUAGACCUAGCAGGCAGAAAAAGCACAGCAGGUCGCCAACAACGCCAAGCCCAAGGGAAUUAUCUAAACGAAGGUCUUUAUCCCUAGAGGCGCAUCCAGAUUUAAAGUCUGAGAAAGGUUCUGACAGCCAACAGUCAGAGGGGGAACAAGAGGUGGAAUUGCGUAGGUCCAAACGCACCACAAAGGGCAAACCACCAGAGAGGUUUGAAGUGACAAGUGUAUAUGUGAAUUUAGCCCAAUGUGAGCCAGAAAGUUACACAGAGGUACAACAGCUUUCAAGUUCAGAAGCUGCAAAGUGGCAGGAAGCGAUGGAGAAAGAGAUGGCUUCUAUGAAGUCUCUCGGUGUGUUUACAUCCACUGAACUUCCUAAAGGCCAACAAGCAGUGGGAUGUCGAUGGGUAUAUCGUUUAAAGCCCACAACCACUGGUGAGCUGCAAUACAAAGCCCGACUAGUUGCCAAAGGGUUUUCGCAGCGCAAAGGCAUACACUAUUCCCAAAUCUAUGCCCCUACUGCGAGGUCAGAGACAUUAAGAAUGCUUCUAACUUCUUCAGCUAAGAAGGGAAACAAGCUAUUUCAUUUUGAUGUCAAUGUGGCUUAUUUGAAUGCAGAUUUACAGGAGGAAGUGUACAUGAUGCCACCACCAGGUUUUGAGGGAGACAACCCAAACCAGGUCUGGCGUCUACACAAAUCCAUCUACGGGCUGAAACAAUCUGCCCGCAACUGGAAUGUCUGUUUGUCUGAUGCUCUAGAGAGCAUGGGGUUCAAGAAGAGCAUGGCAGACGCAUGUCUGUACUUAAAAAGUGCUGGUUGUAAGCAAGAAGCGGUUCUGAUAUUUGUUGAUGAUCUAUUGUACUGUGGGAAGGAUAAUAAAUGUGCACAAAAGUUUGCCACAACACUUGGGAAAAGGUUUAAGCUAAAAUCUCUAGGCACUGUAUCCGUGUAUCUAGGAGUUAAAAUACAGCAAGAUGAAAAAGGAAGUUAUUGGCUCAGCCAAGAGGCUAAAAUCCAACAAUUACUAGAAAGAUUUAAAAUGGAUAAAUGUGCUGGUGUAAAAACCCCAAUGGAACUAAGUUAUGUAAAAGAUGCUCAAGCCGAGCAACAAGCAGAGUUCAGUAACCCCGAGGUUUACCAGUCAGCAAUAGGCAGUCUACUCCACAUUGCA